GCAGGCAGAUGCCAACCAAGUGCGACUUUCUAAUUCAUGAAGAAAGAGGACAAUAACGACGAGCAAUCCAAGAUGAGCAUCGCGCCCAUCCAUAUAAAAUGGAUGCGAGAAGCAAUGCUAAUGGCAGAAGAGGCAUUAGCACACAGCGAAGUGCCCGUGGGCUGCGUCUUUGUGCGCAAUCACAGCGUUAUCGCACGUGCGAGGAACCGCACCAAUGAGCUAAGAAAUGCUUCCAGACAUGCCGAGCUUGAAGCCAUCGAUCUUAUCCUUGCUGAUAAGGACCUGACACCAGAGUCCACUCGUUAUCCUCUGGCAGACACUGUACUGUAUGUCACAGUGGAACCUUGCAUCAUGUGCGCGUCUGCACUUCGCCAGCUAGGCAUUAAAGAGGUAUUUUACGGAUGUGAGAAUGAUAAAUUUGGCGGGUGCGGCAGCGUUUUAGGUGUCAAUGCAAGCGUGAGGCAUCCGGUUCAUCCAUCUUACCAAGCCACUGGAGGGUACCUUCGAGAAGAAGCCAUAAUGAUUUUGCGCCGGUUUUACGUGACGGAAAACACAAAUGCUCCUGUCCCAAAGCAAAAGUUAACUCGGGUUCUCAAGACAGAAAUUCCCCCGAAGAUCCAAACCUGACCGCCGCCCAAGGUGGCAUUACGUUCCAAAUGUUUGAAUGUCAGCAUGAGAAGGCUGCGGCGACGCUUGCACAUUUUAUAAAAUGGGUUUUUUCACAGGUC
This is a messenger RNA of Suillus clintonianus, 728 nucleotides long. RefSeq names its product cytidine deaminase-like protein. Gene Ontology annotation, biological process: tRNA wobble adenosine to inosine editing. Gene Ontology annotation, molecular function: tRNA-specific adenosine-34 deaminase activity; zinc ion binding. The coding region runs from base 37 to 627 and encodes 196 amino acids. The transcript has 5 exons. NCBI's taxonomy places the organism in Eukaryota, Fungi, Basidiomycota, Agaricomycetes, Boletales, Suillaceae. Gene Ontology annotation, cellular component: cytoplasm; nucleus. The record is from RefSeq and is a predicted model, not a curated record.